Molecule: messenger RNA, 1038 nt
Organism: Orbicella faveolata
Lineage: Eukaryota; Metazoa; Cnidaria; Anthozoa; Scleractinia; Merulinidae
Source: RefSeq, a predicted model, not a curated record
UGCCCGGUAGGCCACUGAUACAGUAGUCACACAGCAAAUACACGAUUUCGCGGCGGGACCCGCGAAUCAUCAUCCAUUUGCUUCAAACUUCUCCCUUUGGUAUCACAAAGGACAUAUUUAUUCCAUAGUUAUCAUCGUGAAAAGGAAUGUUGCAUCAAAUCACACUUAUAACCCUUCUGCUGGGUCUAUACGGAGUAUUGUCACCCACUUUCGCCGCUGAAGAGACCGCAGAGUUACAAGACGAACAUUCUUCAUCGGCUUGUCCUCCCGGAUAUUGGUGCAAGAAAAAACGCGAGUUUGAUUCUGCUUCGUGCCCUAGAGGUUUUUUAUGCCGGUCAGCACGAAGUGCUGAAGCUUGUCCCCCAGGGUAUUGGUGCCGAAGAAGCGAGCUAGUGGUAGAUCAACCGACUCAGCCAGAGGAAUGUCAAGACGGUUUUUGGUGCAAGGAAGUUGAAACCAGUCAGCCUCGCUCCAUGUUUUCGUUCAGGGCUUGUCCACCAGGGUACUGGUGCCGAAGAAAGCGGUCAAUCGAUUUUCUCUCAAAACGAAGCUGCCCGCGUGAUUUCACUUGCGCUGAAACGCAAGAAGAAGAUUCCGCAGCCUGCCCUCCAGGGUACUGGUGUAAAAAGAAGAGAAACAUCAUUCAUUCUGCCACCAAGGAAAACGAAUGCCGUCGGGGAUUCUGGUGCAAGAGGGAAGCAGAAUCCUCUUAAUAUUUUCCAAGACUGUCGAUCUCGAAAAAUUGCAGCCGUUUCCGUAAAGGUUAAAAUGCGAAUUUAGUAAAUUAUUUAAUGUAGUAAUCAGAGAUCUACAUGCAAUUAAUUGUAUUCAAGAAUGGAUAUGUCUGUAAAUAAACAACCUAUUCCAAUGAUCGAGAUGGAAAAGAGAUUUACGCUCAAAUAAAAUUUAUGAAAUUUCUCUGGAAAGAAAAAUAUCAGGGUAUUAAAUCAGAGGUCAAGUGGCUUUCUUUCAGAAUGCAAUUAAGAGUUUGUUUUUCCAUUUGGUAAUUGAAAUUAAACAAUCGAAAUAAAAGAGGAA